Messenger RNA from Gryllus bimaculatus (two-spotted cricket), 880 nucleotides. NCBI's taxonomy places the organism in Eukaryota, Metazoa, Arthropoda, Insecta, Orthoptera, Gryllidae. The record is from the annotation of a GenBank genome assembly.
AUGUCGGUGCUGGCGUUCGUGUUCAUGUUCUCCAAGAUGUGGAAGCGCUGGCGGGAUUCGCCGGUGAUAAUCGCAAUGGACGAACGCCAACGCGCCGUGUGGGACAUACCCUUUCCCGCCAUCACCGUCUGCCCCAAAACCAAGAUGCGCGCCACGCUCUUCAACUUCUCACAAGCUUACGAUAGAGUCAAAAACGGACAAAGUGACCCGCACGAAUUAUCUGUUUUUGAAGAUUUAUCAUUGCUGUGCGACACAUCUAUAAUAGCAAAUGGCACAGAUUUCAGAAAUAUCUCAACUAUUCAAAGAAUAGAAGAGUUUCCAUCGCUUAAGAAAUUAUUUAAAUUAUCCACACGUGGAAUUGAAAUGGACUCUCGAUGGCGGUUCCUGCUUCACGCCCCGCACGAGUUCCCGCGCACUGCUGAAAAGGCUUUCCUGGCGCCCCUGGACAGCGUGAUGCAGGUGUCCGUGCUGCCGAGCGAGGUGCUGACGAGUCCAGACAUGAAGCGCUACACAGUUCAGCAGCGCCAGUGCUACUUCCCCGAGGAGCGGCGCCUCGCCUUCUUCCAGCACUACACGCAGAACAACUGCCAGGUGGAGUGCCUCGCAAAUGUCACGCUCAGCAUGUGCGAAUGCGUCGCCUAUUACAUGCCGCAGAUAAAGAAUGGAAAAAAUGGCGAGGUCUUUUGAUAUCAAUUUACUUUCGUGAAACUUAUUUUAUCGCCACUCGUAGAAUGGAAUUAUUUGACGUGUACGACUUAUUAGCCAACGCCGGCGGCCUGCUGGGCCUGUGCCUGGGCAUGAGCGUGCUCAGCCUGUUCGAGCUCUUCUACUGGCUGCUGGUGCGGCCGUGCGUCGUGCGGCGGCGCGUGGCGCCUCGAGG